Molecule: messenger RNA, 415 nt
Organism: Arabidopsis lyrata subsp. lyrata
Lineage: Eukaryota; Viridiplantae; Streptophyta; Magnoliopsida; Brassicales; Brassicaceae
Product: WEB family protein At2g38370
Exons: 3
Coding region: 1-414 (137 amino acids)
Source: RefSeq, a predicted model, not a curated record
AUGGAGACUAAAAAACAGGACUUUCUAACACUAUUCACGAGACGACCGUGGCGCGUGUUCCGACACAACCGGGGCUCUGUGAUAGAGCCGGUGACUUUAAACCCUGACUCGGAUCUGUCGAAUGGCCGAACCGAGAUAGACACUUCUGCUCCGUUCGAGUCAGUGAGAGAAGCAGCCACUCGUUUCGGCGGUUUUGGUUUCUGGAGACCUUCUCACAAUAAACUCCCAGAAGCUUCUCAGGAAAAAGUUGAAGAAACUGAUAUCAUUGAACUCAAAGCACAAGCUUCUGAGCUACAGAGAGAUCUAAUUGUGAAAGAACGUGAAACGCUAGAGAUGUUGAAGGAGCUUGAGGCGACUAAAGCCACAGUCUUGAAGCUGCAGCAGAGGAAUGAAGUGUAUGAGGAGGAGACGUGAG